Fusarium redolens is the source of this 1377-nucleotide messenger RNA. RefSeq lists its product as uncharacterized. The transcript is spliced from 4 exons. The record is from RefSeq and is a predicted model, not a curated record. NCBI's taxonomy places the organism in Eukaryota, Fungi, Ascomycota, Sordariomycetes, Hypocreales, Nectriaceae. The coding region runs from base 1 to 1377 and encodes 458 amino acids.
AUGCCGAGGGUCAAGAGCUCGCGUCGUCCCGCGGGACUCAAGCCUACAGAUUACGAUCAUGAAAUUGCCCUAGUCGAUCACGAUGCCGCUGCGACGCCGACAGGAUUGUUGGACCUCGAGGAGGAACACGAGGAGGAACAACAGCAAAAUCGUGACGGGCAAGAUGGGGGCCACAAGGACCCAUCGAGUAAUACACCCAACAAUGCUCAAGCCAAUGAGCAUGACGAUUCCCAUACUGAGGGUGAAACCGAGACCCGUCCAUCAUCGAACCGCGUUGAGAACGGCCAACCUUCAACACCUACACAAACAAGACCAUCAAUUGAAGUCCAAGAACCAACCCCCGACGGCUUUCAUGGAGAUCAUCCGCAUGUGAAGCCAAAGAAGCCUCAUGUUGAACGCGAGACAGCGAUAGACAUCCUCUACGAGAACGAAAGGGGCGGUUUUCUCUGCGGCAUUCCUUUGUUUUCUUCGCAAGCUCUGGGAGGCCUUGAUCCACCUGCUUGGACCAACGGGUACCAUAAAGCUUCACCGAGCAACAUUCACAACGCACAAGUUCCUGACCCCACAUGGGAAUGGGCAUGGCCCGAAUGGCGGAUCAAUCAUCAAAAAGGUGUCGAUGAACAUGGCUGGGAAUAUUCCUUUCACUUUUCAAAAAAGUUUUCCUGGCAUAGUGGCAAGUGGUGGAACUCGUUUGUUCGAAGACGUGCCUGGAUUCGCAAGAGGGUACGAAAGAGAGCGGAGGACGUGUCUGCCGAUCCACACAUGCUCAACACGGAUUACUUCACGAUACGGUCAGCCUCUCACAAAUCACCAAAGUCUCGAGCGAGUGUGACUAGCAGUCGUCUAAGUCGCUCGAGUAUGAGCCAGAUGUCGGCUGCAGACGCGGACGAGAAACCUGCCGAUAUCGAUAACGUAGACGACCUCAUGCGCGCUCUUCGACAAGCGAGGAUAGACCGGGAGAAGCUUGACGCUGUCAACAAUUACAUGGAACAUGCAACGGACCUCCAAAACCUUCAGCACGAGAUGCAUGAGAUAAUGUCUUUAUUUGUUUUCCAACAAUCACGUCGCAUAUUGCUCAGCAGAUUGAUGGAGAUUCAUGACGAGACGACAGCCCAGAUGAAGAAGACUAACACUUCUGAAUUACGAGAGCGAAACCAGUCAUUGAAGGAUGCCGUCCAUCACGCUGAUGAAGAGGUUCGCAAGCUAGCCUACUGGAGUGAUGUCAAGCAAAUGGCCGAGAGCGGCGAGGCAAAAGAGGCAGUCAAAGAAGAUAAAGGGUGGGAUGAAAGUUGGGAAGGUGUCGACCAGAGCGGUGGCGCUCAUCCAAUGCGGGAAAGGGCAAUGGUUGACGGUAAAAAGGAGGCAUCGGAGACGUAA